Molecule: messenger RNA, 3014 nt
Organism: Erinaceus europaeus (western European hedgehog)
Lineage: Eukaryota; Metazoa; Chordata; Mammalia; Eulipotyphla; Erinaceidae
Gene: NOA1
Product: nitric oxide associated 1
Exons: 8
Coding region: 628-2691 (687 amino acids)
Molecular function (GO): GTP binding
Source: RefSeq, a predicted model, not a curated record
GGGAGUUAGGCUCUUCUGGUCUUGAGAAUCGGGUUCAGCCAAGGAAAGCUAGCAUUUUAUGUUGUUGACCAAAUAAUGAAUGAUACCAGAUGUGGGAAAGCAAAAGUAUGUAAUUAAAAUAUUUUAAUAUGAGGGUGAGUCUAAGGCAAUGAUGCUCUACAUUUCUAAAGACAUCCUGGUGGUCUGGGAGAUGGCUCAGUGGAUAAAGCUCUGAACUCUCAAGCAUGAGGUCAUGAGUUCAAGCCCCAGCAGCACAUGUACCAGGGUGAUACCUGGUUCUUUCUCCUAUCUUUCUCAUUAAUAAACAAAAUCUUUAAAAAAAAAAAAAUCCUGAAAAAUGCAGCUUAUGAAGAAAAAGUUGUGUCAGUGGUGGCCCGGUGAAGCAAUCUCUAAGGGAGUUGCCAACCUACUAUGCCCACGCCGUUCUCGCUAACUGCCUUUGCUUUUAAGGAGGGUCGCAGCCUUCAUCGCUUUUCAUCGCGAGAGUGAGUGGGAUUAGAUGUCGGGGGAGGAGCCCGUGGGAGAUGACUGACAAGUGAUUGGUCACACGUGGUCCCGCGCUCCAGGCUGGGACUAAACGCGCUCCAGGGUCCCGACUCCGCCAGCUUUACCCGCGGCCGAGUCCUCAUGCUGCCCGCACGUCUGGCUGGCAGGUUGCUGACCCCCUUCUUGCGGGGAUCCGCUCUCGCUGUGCACUGCCAUGGCCGCCAGUCGCGGGUUGCCUCUUCUACCCAGCACCUUUCGGGCCAGGACCGUGGGCAUCCUAGAGGCCCAACGGCGACUAGGACUUACGAAGGAGGGCCCGACCUGCAGGAGCAUUUUUUCUUCCCGGAAUACGUGCUGGAGCCCGAACCCGAACCGAACUUGGAGGAUCAGGUGCGGGAGCUGCUGCAGAGGCAGGAGGAGGAGGAGCGGCAGCAGCAGCAGCGGCGGGAGGAGCGGCGACAGCAGAAGCUAGCAGCCAGACUCUGGGAGCCGCGGGCAGUGGAGCCCUCGGACCUGGUCGUGCCGCCCAGCGGCGUGUUCUGCCCAGGCUGCGGGGCGGAGCUGCACUGCCAGCAUCCCGAGCUGCCAGGCUACCUACCCAGCGAGAAGUUCCGCGGCGCCGUGGAGCAGGCAAGCGGCGGGCUGUCGCGGGUCGUGUGCCAGCGCUGCUGGCUGCUGGUGCAUCACCGGCGCGCUCUGCGCUUGCAGGUGAGCCACCAACAGUACCUGGAGCUGGUGAGCUCCGCGCUUCGGCGGCCCGGACCCGCCCUGGUCCUCUACAUGGUGGACCUGCUCGAUCUCCCCGAUGCCCUGCUGCCCGACCUGCCCGCGCUGGUGGGCCCCAAGCAGAUAAUCGUGCUGGGGAACAAGUUGGAUCUGUUGCCUCAAGACAGCCCCAACUACAGGAAGCGGCUCCGGGAGCGACUGUGGGAUGACUGUACCCGAGCGGGGCUCCUGCCGCACCCUCAUCAUCACAGAAAGUCACCUAACCCGGGCGGGGACAGGCGGGAUGGUGCUGAUCCACCGGCCGGGGCCCCCCCGUUGCUCAGGGACGUGCGGCUGAUCAGUGCCAAGACGGGCUACGGGGUUGAAGAGCUGAUCUCCGCGCUGCAGAGCUCCUGGCGCUACCGUGGCGACGUGUACUUGGUGGGCGCCACCAACGCGGGCAAGUCCACUCUCUUCAACACGCUGCUGGAGUCCGACUACUGCAUCGCCAAGGGCGCGGAGGCUAUCGACCGUGCCACCAUCUCCUCUUGGCCAGGUACUACAUUAAAUCUUCUUAAGUUUCCUAUUUGCAACCCAACUCCAUACAGAAUGUUUAAAAGGCAAAAACGGCUUAAUAAAGAUGCAGCUAAAGCUGAAGAAGAUCUUGGUCAACGAGAACAGAAUCAACUUAAUCUCUUGAAAAAGCACAGUUAUGUAGUAGGGAGAGUUGGAAGAACCUUCUCAUAUUCAAAAAAACAGGAGGAGGAAGCUGACUUUGAGUUUGAUGCUGACUCUCUUGCCUUUGACAUGGGAAAUGAGCCUGUUAAAGUUGCUGAAAAGUCCAUCAAGCGAGUAGAAUUGACCCCACAAGAUGUGAAAGAUGCCCACUGGUUUUAUGAUACCCCUGGAAUUACAAAAGAAAAUUGUAUUUUAAAACUGCUAACAGAAAAAGAAGUAAGCAUUGCUUUGCCCACAUAUUCUAUUAUUCCAAGAACAUUUGUGCUUAAACCAGGAAUGGUAUUGUUUUUGGGAGCCUUAGGCCGUAUAGAUUUUCUGCAGGGAAAUCAAUCAGCUUGGUUUACAGUUGUGGCUUCCAACUUCCUUCCCGUGCAUAUUACUUCUUUAGACAAGGCAGAGGCUGUAUACCAGAAACAUGCAGGUCAUACUUUACUCAAGGUUCCAAUGGGUGGAGAAGAACGAAUGGCAGAAUUUCCCCCUCUUGUUGCCGAAGACAUUAUAUUAGAUGAAGGACUUGAAGUAACUGAAGCAGUAGCUGACAUCAAGUUUUCCUCUGCAGGUUGGGUUGCAGUGACACCUCACUUUAAGGACAAAUUGCAUCUCCGUGGCUACACACCUCAAGGAACAGUUCUUACAGUUAGACCCCCUCUCUUGCCACAUAUUGUCAAUAUCAAAGGAGAACGAAUCAAAAGAAGUCCAGCCUAUAGAACCAUGAGGCCUCCUUCCCUUGUGUACAAUCUGCGGAAUACAAAGAAAAAGUAGACAAAUAAAACUUUUUUAAUUCUACAGUGUAUACGUGUAUGUACCUAAAUCUACCUAAAAAGUUCAAGAUUUGGGAGUCGGGCUAUAGCGCAGCGGGUUAAGCACAGGUGGCGCAAAGCACAAGGACCGGCAUAAGGACCCUGGUUCGAACCCCAGCUCCCCACCUGCAGGGGAGUCGCUUCACAGGCGGUGAAGCAGGUCUGCAGGUGUCUAUCUUUCUCUCCUCCUCUCUGUCUUCCUCUCCUCUCUCCAUUUCUCUCUGUCCUAUCCAACAACGACAACAACAAUAAUAACUACAACAAUAAAACAACAAGGGCAACAAA